This is a messenger RNA of Cooperia oncophora, 456 nucleotides long. The record is from the annotation of a GenBank genome assembly. NCBI's taxonomy places the organism in Eukaryota, Metazoa, Nematoda, Chromadorea, Rhabditida, Trichostrongylidae.
CUGAAUGUGGAACGUAGGCGGAAGCGGAAAACGCGGCGAGACACAGAACAUGGCGACGAUAUCAACGAGGUAGAGAUAACCGAUCCGCUGAUAGAAUUGCUCAUUGACAAGGAAACAAAGUAUCAAGUCUUGUUGUCAUCCACUAUUAUGCCAAUUCAUACCUCUUUACGAGAAGCGUUAGUAAGCGGAUACAAGGCUUUCGACGACGUCGAAAAGUAUGCUGCGAAUCCGAUGCCUGUCGGUUAUUCCACGAAUUUUUCAUAUUGGCGUGCAAAAAUUCUGUCGGUGAUAGUUGAGUGGGCAAAAUCGUUCGAGGUGUUCAGCCGACUUGCCCUUGAUGAUCAAAUGCGGCUCAUAGUGCAUUCAUCAUUCUCCAACCUCGUACUAGCCGAAGCUUUCAAUACCCCUGAGAAAUACACUGACCGUAUUGUUUUCCCCGAUGGCCUCAGUGGGUGA